Messenger RNA from Ichthyophthirius multifiliis, 2770 nucleotides. RefSeq lists its product as hypothetical. The transcript is spliced from 3 exons. The annotation marks the transcript as partial. The record is from RefSeq and is a predicted model, not a curated record. NCBI's taxonomy places the organism in Eukaryota, Ciliophora, Oligohymenophorea, Hymenostomatida.
GUAAUAUUCAGGCCUCUUUUCAGUAAGAAAUAACUAAAAUUCAAUUCAUAAAACAAUAGUCUUAGCUUUCCAAAGUUUAUGGAAUUGUAAUAAUUCAAGUGAUAUUUUAGAACUGACAGGUGAGUUUGACUCAGAAACUGAAUAAAAACUUCUAAAAAGUCCGACUGAAGGAUUUUAAAAUAUAUGUGAGUAAUGUGAAAUAGAAAACUGUUUUAAAUGUUCAAAAGAUUAAUCAAAAUGUCUAACAUGUAAAAAUUAAUUUGAAUUAAAGGAUAAUUAAUGCAUUCCAUGUACAAUAUCAAACUGUGAAUAAUGUCUAUUAGAAGAAGGCGUGAAAAAGUGUUUGGAAUGUAAAAGUCCAUUUAUUCUUUAUAAAAACUAGUGUUUAGAUAGCUGCCCUGAUUCAUAUAUAAAAACUAAAAAAACAUGUUUAUCAUGCCAAUAAGGUGAAUAUGUAACAGAUUUAAAAUGCGAAAAGUGUAUUCCUUUUUGUGAAACAUGUAAUAACUCUGUAAAUUGUGAAAAAUGUUUCAUUGGAUAUUCACUAAAUAUAGAUGGAAUUUGUAUAGAAACUCCAGAAAAAUGUUCUUCAGUUGAUUCGUAAUGUCCUCUUGGCUAAUUUAGAUCCAUUGAAUACCCUUAUGAGUGUGAAAAUUGUCACGAUUCCUGUGAAAAAUGUAUUGGACCUUCCGCUUCUGAAUGUGCAACUUGUAAAGGAGGUUUAUAUUUAUCAAAUGGUUUCUGUAUAUAGGAACAAGAAGAAGUAGUAGAAGUAGAAGAAGAAAUUAGUUAAAACAUUUGUCAUUUUUCAUGUUAAACAUGUUCAGAUUAGUCUGAAAAUUGUCUUAAAUGUCAAGAAGAGAUGUCUUACUUUAUAAAAACAACAGAUGGUAGAAUGUAGUGCUUUUUGUAAUGCCCAGAAGGCUUUUCAGCUAAAGAAGAUUCAUUAGAAUGUGUUAGUAAUGGGUAAUAAAUAGUUGAGGAAAAAUGUGCUCUAGGAACCUUUUUGAAUAGCGAAAAUAAAUGUGAAAGCUGUGCAAAAAGCUGUGUUUUAUGUUCUCAAAAAAGUACUUGUGAAGAAUGUAUUUUGGGCUUUUACUGGAAUAUUGAAAGCUUAGAAUGUGAAAAAUGUCAUUUUUCUUGUUCAAAAUGUACAGGAAGCAAAGAUAAUGAAUGUACUUUAUGUACCUCUUAUGAAUAAGUAUAUCCAAAUGAAGAUGGAAUGUGUUUAUAAGAAAAUUAGGAUUCUGAAGACGAAAAUAUUUAUGAAAUUGAUGAAAGUGAAGAAAUUGGUGAUAAUGAUGAAAUAGAUGAAAAAUAAUGCCCAAGUAAUUCAUAAUAAUAAAGUUUUCAUUAGUAAUUUGAUAACUUGUAUGCUCAAGAUAAUGCCUUGUAUGCAAAUAUAUAGCUAGUUGAUGAUGCCUUUUGUGAAUUUUAGAAUUUUAAAAACGUCUUACCUUAGUUUGCUGAUAGUACUUUAGAUUGUAAAAACUCAGAUUUCUAAAAAAGUAUGUUAAAUGGAUAAGAAGGAGAGAUAGUACUUAUUUAUGCAAUUAUUUUAGCUAAAAUAGGAGUUUUUGUUGAAAAUUAAAGAGUUAAUCCUAUAAAUUUAGUAAAUAUCGCACAUAAUAAAAAAUUUUUUAAAAAUGUUUAUAGUCAAAGAUUGACUUUAGAAAUCAAAGAAUAAUGUUAAUCGUUAUUUUGUUAAAGUUAAUUGAAUGAAAGUUUGAGUGGUUUAGAGGAUGAAUAAGGAAAUAGUAUUUUUUUGGAAGAAUUUCAAAGUAUUGACUUCGAAGUUGAAUGUAGUUUGCAAUAUGAAAAAGGAUAUGUUAUUGAAGAUUAUAAAAAAACUGAAAUUGAAUAAGCAAUAUAAACUUUAGAAAUGUAAAAUGAUAAAAUUUUUGUUGUCUUAUAAAUUUGUGGUUUGGAUAAUAAAGACAUAAAAUUUUCUUAUUAAAAAGCUAUUGCUUAGUAAUAUCUUGGAAACGGAUUUUUUAAUGCAAUUUUUGUUAAAAAUUCAGCUCAUUAAUAAUAAACCAUUAAUAUUUUCGGAGCUUCUUAAACUUAGAAUGAAAACCAUUUGUAAAAUUGUGGAUUCUAAAAUUAAUUUUAUGCAUAUAAAGUAACUAGAAUGAACUUUUUGAGAACAGGAUAAUAUAAAGAAAAGGACUUAUCAGAAGAAAUCAAAGCAGAAGCACAAAAAGAAAUUAUUGAUUUAAAUGAAUUAGGAAAAUGUAGUUGUUUACCUACAAAUGAAUUUAUUCUUUAAUUAGAAAAUUAAGUUUAAUUAAUUACCUCUUUUUCAAAAGAAUAAACUACUUUUUUAACUAAUUCAAUUUCUGCUCUUGAUUUAAAAUCUUUCUUUUUUAGAGAUAAUUUAGAUAUAGAAAAUAUGAUGGAAAACUCUGGUUAAAUUAGUCAAUAGAAAGCUCAAAUCUAUUAUCUUUAAUAUUUAGAACAACUAGUAAAUAAUAUGAAAGAAUUUUAUUAAAAAACUACUUUUGAUUAAUGUUUAAUCAAUAUUUUGGUUGGGAUUGCAGCUUCAAACGGGGGUGCAUUUUUGUAAGAAUUCAAUUAAGGAGUUUAAGAUAAUGAUUACUAAAAGAUACUUUCAGAAUUAAAAUUAACUACUUGGUGUUAAAGUAAUGAAGAUAAAUGCUAGAAAAUUUAACAAGUAAUUAUAAGUUGUUUAUGAUUUAUAUUCUAUAUAUUUAAAAUAUUAAUAUUUUUUUUGCAAUUUUAUAAAUAAUACAAAAUAAAUAUUUUAAUU